AAUGAAUUAAUAGAUAUCAUAAGAAUAUUUCAUUCAUAAGUUUGCAUCUAUCUCAUUAAGUGAAAGUAUUAGUAUCUUCAUCUAAAAUUAGCUGAUGAUGACAAUCCCAAAUAGAGUAGUCCAGUUUUAGAUCCUCGAUUAAUUGACUAUAUAUGGCAAUUGCCAGCGCACAUUAAAUAAAAAUUAGAAUUUUUCAAACCUAACUCAAACUUUUAGCUUUCUAAAUAAAAUGAUGAAAGUGUUUACUUUGGUACAUUAAUAUUAGAACUCAAACAUGGGAAUGGUAUUUAAGUUUGGCCUUAGUCUGGAAAUUUAUUAAUUGGGUAAUAAGCAAUUAAUAUAUUUUUAAAGUACAUGGUAACAUGAUUUGCUUGAAGGAUUUUGUACAAUGCAUUAUAAAAAUGGAGACAUGUAAAUUAUUUAUUAAUAAAAUAGUUUUGAAGCUCAGUUCUAAAAUGGGUGUACAAAUGGUUUUGGUAUAUUUAAAUCAGAUAAAAAAAUAGUUAAAGGUAAUACAAUAAUAUUUAUUUUAGGAAUUUGGAUUAACAAUUAAUUAGAAGGUGAAGGAUAGGAAAUUAAAGCCGAUGGAACAAUAUUUUAUGGAUAGUUUUAUAACGGCAAGAAAUAAGGCAAAGGAAUUCAAAUGUUCCCAGAUGGAUGCAAGUUUUAAUUGUCUUAUAUCUAAUUGUAGGUAUGAAGGAUCAUUUGAAAAUAACAAAUUUUCAGGUGAUGGAAUCUUUUAUUGGAGUGAUGGAAGUUAUUAUAGAGGAUCAUUUUAGAAGGGUUUGAUAAUGGGAAUAGGUAGUUAUAUCAACAAUAAUGGACUUGAAUUAAUUGGAUUGGUAAUGCUGGUUAAUUAUAAGUUAAUUAGUUCUCAGAAGUCAAAAAAACAUAAGCGAAAGAGAUUGGUCUCAAUAAAAAUCUACAGAGCAUUAUGUACAUAAACUAGUACAACUAAAGUCUUUUAAUCGAAAAGAUACAUCUUCUCUGA
Messenger RNA from Paramecium sonneborni, 991 nucleotides. NCBI's taxonomy places the organism in Eukaryota, Ciliophora, Oligohymenophorea, Peniculida, Parameciidae. The record is from the annotation of a GenBank genome assembly.